Molecule: messenger RNA, 3870 nt
Organism: Gloeophyllum trabeum ATCC 11539
Lineage: Eukaryota; Fungi; Basidiomycota; Agaricomycetes; Gloeophyllales; Gloeophyllaceae
Exons: 7
Coding region: 1-3870 (1289 amino acids)
Molecular function (GO): RNA binding
Source: RefSeq, a predicted model, not a curated record
AUGUCCUCUCUCGCUGCUCCGGACAACAACUUUUCUCCCAGGGCUUCUUCUGGGAAGACCCCUCCUCCGGCCCCUUCUGCUGCGUACGCUAAACGAGCCUGCAGAGCGAGGGAACUUCAGGCUGAGGGGGCAGUGGGCGGUGCUUCAGCGAGAUACAGACCUCCUGCGCUGCGCGCCCUAGCUUCUGGCGGUUCCCCUCCUAAUGACGCUGGCUCCCCUGGCUCAGCGUCGGUGGACAACUCCACCCUGCCUCCAACUAAUUAUCCGGCCGGUUUUAGGAGGGCAAGGGCGGGAACCUUACCUUCCAACGUGUCGCUUGCCGCUCAACGCUUUGCUGCCGCUUCCAACUCGUUGGGCAGCAAUGCUCCCUCGACGGAGUCGUUCAUGGAGCAGCGCAACGAAUCCGCGGGUAACGGCACGCCGGUGAGACCUAAUUUACGACAUGCUGCCUCUGUUGCCUCCUCGGUCCCUGCCUCCACGCUCGCUACAGAGCGCAACAGUCGUCUCAGGUCGGGCUCCCUCACGCUGCCGUCCAGUGGCCUUUCCAAUGCCUUCGGCUCGUCCAUCUUUGGAUCGUCCUGGCUGCCCAACAACAGCGGCGGUGGCAGUGGCUUUCCCGUGCUUGAUGAGUUGCGCUCUGUCGGCUCGGUGGAUUCAGGAGCCGAUGACUUUGACGUGCAUACCUUGGAUUAUCUUGGAUUAGAUGAAGGUCGGCCUCCGGCAGCCACCAUGUCGGAAUUGCGCACCCAAGCCCAGGCUGCUAUCACCGGUAACCUCGGUCCCUCUCGCGUCCGUGCAAGUACCGUGUCGAACCCCUAUCGCUUGAGGGGUACCCUUGGAACUUCACUGCUCUCGACACCCAACGCAGAGGAAGAAGAGGAGCUGUUGGAUGAGUACGACAACUAUGGCCGCGCUCGCGUUGAUUCCUACAGAGAUACCAUGGGGGAGAGCGAUUACUUCCCGUCCGACAUGGUUGCAAGAGGCUUCAGGCAGUCUGAUCAUUUGUUGAACCAGUCUGCCAGGCCACGGGCCAUCUCUGUUGGGACGCUGGAUGACCCCGUUCGGAGCCUCCAGCGGCGUGCCACCAUCGCCGAUGCGCAGCAGUCUCCGUAUGCGAACGAGGCUCUCAACCAGAAUGCCAAUCUUGGUUACGGUCUCCCCGGGGGUAUCCUCAAGUCUGACAAGGCGACGACCCCCCGUUCUGGUGUCUCUCCGACCGUGCACUUCCCGAAUGGAGACGUUGUCGGAAGCCGUGCGUCGCCUUACCUUCUUGCUCCCAACAAUCAAGGACGCGCGGUGUCGCCCAAGUCAGAGAACUCGUCUACUCAGAUCCAGACGCCGACGCGCUCGUUGUGGAUCGGGAACCUGGACAGCUCUGUCACUGCAGAGCAACUGAUCCAUGUAUUCGCUCCAUACGGUGCCAUUGAGAGUCUGAGGUUGCUCCCGGAAAAGGAAUGUGGCUUUGUCAAUUUCGUUGACAUGGGUGAUGCGAUUCGCGCGAAAGAAGACGUACUCAACCGCUUGGGUGGCAAUAUCGGGAUGCCCAACGGACAGACUGUACGCAUAGGAUUUGGAAAAGCCGACAGCGCCCCUGUCGCCCCCGCGAAGGGCACGAACGUCAGCAGCACCGCAACUACCCCUACUGGUACAACCGCAUCCAAGAGCACCUCUAACAAUGCUGGGUUGGCAGGCAUGGAUGCCCAGUUGCAGUCGACGCCCACUAGGGCGCUCUGGAUUGGCUCAAUCCCCUCCACUACGACCCCUGCUACCAUUCUCAGUGUCUUCAGUCCUUUCGGGCCUAUCGAAUCGGCCAGAGUAUUGACCCAUAAAAAUUGCGGCUUCAUCAAUUUCGAGCGCCUUGAUGAUGCAGUUAGGGCGAGGAAAGCUCUCAAUGGCCGUGAUGUGCUUGGCAGCGACGUCGGUGCCAUCCGCAUCGGCUUCGCCAAGGUACCUGUUAAGAACGGUCAAGAAGGCACUGCUGGCCAGGACGAUGCUGCAGGAUUGAAUGUACAGGGUGUUGGUGACAUGAGCGUUGGUGCUACGAUCCACGCUUUGCGCGGGGUGAAGGGCGCUUCGACCAUCCCUACGGACCAGCAAGUACUUAGCGGAUCACUGGAGAACUAUCGAUCCAACCUACUCCUGAGUCUGAUCAGCUCGGGAGCGCACAAUGCUGCAUACGUCAAUGAUGGCACGCCGAAGCCUGCUGGUUGGUCGCCCUCAGUGACGGAGCAGCAGAUGGUUAUGAGGGAGCUGAGCGGCGGUGCGGCCGACGCUGAAGCUGACAUUCAGGCUCUUGCGGAAUUCCGGCCUCCCACAAUGUAUUACACUACCAUCCCUCUCGUUUCCGAAAGGCCCCAGCAUCGCCGCUGGGACGCUUCCAAGCUUAGGGAGCUGCGCAAGAGGAUGGAUUCCAACACCAUCAGUGUUGAAGAGAUUGAUCAGGUGGCUGCGGAUUUCCUGGACGGUGAAAUAGUGGAUCUUGCGUCCGACUGGCUGGGAAACACAGUUGUGCAAAAAUUAUUCGAGAAGUGCUCUGCUGGUCCUAGGAUGGCUAUGCUGGAGAGGAUCGCCCCUCACCUCGCAAUGAUCGGCAUCCACAAAAAUGGUACAUGGGCGGCCCAGAAAAUCAUUGAAUGCGUGCAGACUCCGGAGGAGGUCAAUCUUAUCUGUCAAAACCUGAGACCCUACGGUCCGCCGCUGUUGCUCGAUCAGUUUGGGAACUAUGUGGUUCAGUGUUGCCUCCGGUUUGGCCCUCCGGCCAACGAGUUCAUAUUCGAUGGAAUGGUGGACCGUUUGUGGGAGGUUGCUCAAGGUCGCUUCGGAGCUCGCAGUAUGAGGGCUUGCCUCGAAAGCUCUCAUAUUUCGCUUAGCCAGCAACGUCGUGUUGCCACUGCCAUCGUGCUGAACUCCAUCCCGCUGGCGACAAAUCCUAAUGGAGCGUUGCUCCUCACGUGGCUGCUUGACACGUCCGGCUUCCCCUCGCGUUACAACCUUCUGGCACCUCGGUUCACGCCGCAUCUGUCUCACCUUUGCACUCACAAGUUGGCGUCCCUUACCGUUUUGCGUAUCAUCAACCAGAAGGUGGAACCGAAUGCUUCGCGCCAGAUCGUCGAUGCCCUGUUCUGUUCUCCCAACGACCACGUUCUGACGGAUGUGUUGGGUGAUCAGGUAAACGGUGUUGCUGUCGUUCAUAAAGUCCUGACCAGUCCGUUCAUCGACCAAUCCGAGAGGCCGAAGUAUAUCGAGGCGACUAAGCGAGUCCUGCUCGAGUUGAAGGUUAUUGCGACGCAGGCAUACCGCAGGCUGAUUGAGGAAGUUGGACUGCCCAUCCCUAACUUCCAGCCCACCUACAACAACAACAUGCCUCCAUCGAACAAGAAGAUCACCCCUCAGAACAACUUUGCUAUGCCAGGUCUCCCUUCGGGCUACCCAUCCACUGAUCAGGGUCUGGCGUCCAUGAUGGCUGCUCUGCAGAUGGGAGGACAGAACCCUCAGUCGGGUCCUCCGCAGCUGCAGAUCGACCCCUCCUACCAGAACUCGAGUCGUGGUCGUCAAUCUCAGCCCAACUCCGCGUUCUCGCCUUCAUCUGAUCCAUUCAAUCCCUUCGCCUUGCGCUCCCCCGAUGUUAGCAGCCCGCGAAAUGGAACUCGUCGGAAUGGUGGUAUGCCGUCUAUGUCGCCGAGCCCCGUGUCUUCUGUGCCUUUCGGUGCUCAGUCGCCCAGUCUCGCGCAGGCCGGAAACAUGCUAGGGAUGGCGCAGCCCGCCUACAAUGGGAUGCCCCCUCAAUCUAUGUCUCCUCAACUCUACCAGUCUUACAUGUAUCAAGUGUAUCAACAGAACCCCGCGAACAUGGGAACCUACCACGCGUAA